UGUCAAAAAUAGUUUGUAGUGUUUACAAUUCGUUUAUGCUGUACAAAAUUAUCCCAACAGUUUAACUAUUGUUGUUAAUUAAACAUUUCAACGUUUUGUUAACAAACGCAAGCCGGUCGUUUAAAAAAUCUUGGCCUCUUUUGAAGAAUAAUGAGCAAUUACUCGGAGAACGAGGAUGACCCAGAUGUUUUCGAGAGCUCUGGGGAUGAAUGGAGAGAAGAUGAAGAAGAGGAAGAGGUCAAAAAAAGAAGUACCAGUCGAAGAUCAUCGCAGAGGUUGAGCAAAAAGCCCCGCAAAAAAGUCGUUGAAGUCGACACGAGCGAUGAAGAAUUUGAGGAAGAUUCGGAUGUCGAAUUAAAAAGGAAAAAACCUAAAAACGGUGUCGCCAAGAAGGCGAAACCCAAGCAAGAAGAACCAGAAAAAUCACCGGACGAAGAAGAGGAAGAUGCGGAAGCGGAAUCCGAGGCUAAAGCCGAAGAGAAAACCGAGAAACAGUCGCCAAAUUCCGACGAAAAGGCCGCUCCAGUGUCUACAGCCACUACAGUACCCGCUUCGAGGACUGUGAACAAGAAAUUUGUUCCAAAAACCAUUUAUUCUGAGGAAUAUGCGACGGGGUCCUUUGUAAUUCUUAAGAAGGACGCCCAAGUGGGAGAUCCAUCGAAGCACCCUUGCUUGUGGAGGAUUGAUGGAAAGGCUCUGUUGCAAAAGUAUGAAGCAUUCGAUGAGGAUGGUAAAGUCAGACAUAAAAACACUUCAGUGUACACUGGAUGGUCUCCGAUGGACAAAGAUUUAUAUGCACCAGUCACCGUUGAUGUUAUUCAACACAAUAACCAAAAUCUUACCGUAGAACUCCAUUGGGAUAAGUUAAAAACGAUUAAUAUGGAUAGUGAUUAAUUCGUACUUCUUAAUUACACUUAAUUUGUAAUGUAAUGCAUUUUUAUGAUUUGUUUAAGGGUUUUAAAUGUUUAUUAAAAAACACGAUUGUUCUUUUUGAAAGCCAUUAUAUUCCUAAGUUAUUAGAAAUUAUUUUAUCGAAUGAAAUUUUUUGUUGUUUCUGGUAAUAAAAGAAAUAAUAUCCUGGAAACGUAACUCUUUAUUG
Molecule: messenger RNA, 1099 nt
Organism: Phyllotreta striolata
Lineage: Eukaryota; Metazoa; Arthropoda; Insecta; Coleoptera; Chrysomelidae
Source: the annotation of a GenBank genome assembly